AAGUCGCUCAUACUUAAAUUUUGAAGUACCCGCGUAGCGGGUAAUACUUGCUUAUUGGGCUAUCUUGGUUGCCUGCUGAGGAUAACUUUAUACCAUCCUUAAAAGCUAUUGUGGUUUAAGCAUGGAAGAACUUAAAGCGUUUUUUAACAAUCCGUGCCCGUCAAAUGCUCAAGUAAUCAAGUUGCGUGGACCUCUUACCGGUGGGCAAAGGAUUACAAAAGAUGAUCCUAUAAAUGACUUAAAUAGACGAGAAGAACAUCGUCAAUCAGUUGUUAUUAGUGGUACUGAUUAUGCUCGUGAAGUAAAAUUAAAAGAAACUGAAAUGUAUUUGAAGAAUGAGCGAGAGCGUGAGAAUUUCCAAAGUAUAUCAGGCGGUUUAGACUCCAUGGAACAAUUAUCAUCAUGGGGUGCGUCAUUUCAAAACUUGGAGACGUUGACCAAAGAGGCCAUGACACAAGUUUACAAUAAAUACUCCUUUCAAAUGAAAGAAGACACAAAGAACUUAGCUAUCAAUGCCUAUCAUGACGAUAUUUUAGAUAGAAUAAAAGCAUUUCCAGUAGUAAUAAUUGAAGGACCCACUGGGUGUGGGAAGACCACUCAAGUUCCACAAUGGAUAUUAGAUGAUGCAUAUAAUAAUAGGAAGCCAUGUAAAAUAGUGGUAACUCAGCCAAGGAAGAUAGCAGCUAUAUCCAUUUCGAGAAGAGUUGCUCAAGAAAGGGGUUGGGAUGUGGGAGGCCUUGUUGGAUAUCAGGUGGGCCUUGAAAACAGAACAUCUAAUGAUACCAGAAUACAUUAUGUUACAACAGGAGUACUGCUACAAAAACUUGUAAAUGCUAAAAAUAUGAAUGAAUACACACAUGUGGUGCUGGACGAAGUACAUGAGAGGGGGCAAGAUAUGGAUUUUUUAUUAUUGGUAGUUAAAAAACUACUUUACACAGUAUCACCAAGUGUCAAAGUCAUCCUAAUGUCUGCUACAUUCAAUUGUAGAGCAUUUGCCGAUUAUUUCUUGAUACCAACACCAGCUGGUUUGCAAAUGUCUUCAUGUUUGAAAGUCACAAAUGAUAAACCUGCAUUCACUGUGAAGACAUUUUAUUUGAAUCACUUAACAAAGUUUGGAGCUAUCUUACAACAAUCGACACCUAAAUCUAAUGAGCCAGUUAUUUUGCCGCCAAUGUACCAUCUUGUCGUUAAACUGGUGAAUGCGUUUGAACAUAUUGAUAAACAAGAGGAGUAUAGUGACAGGUCGGAGGCAGACCUGCCCUCAGUACUUAUAUUUCUGCCGGGCAUACAUGAAAUUGAAGAGCUAUAUGCUUCUUUAAUGGACAUUGAACUGAGGAAGAAAGUGGGUGACGAAGAGUGUUCUUCAUACAAAUGGUGGGUUCUGCCGCUCCAUUCGACUAUCACAGCUGAUGAACAGGUGAGAGUAUUCCAAAGAGCUCCGCCGGGACACAGGAAGAUCAUACUAGCUACAAACAUAGCUGAGAGUUCCAUCACUGUACCAGACAUUAAAUAUGUUAUCGACUUCUGUCUCAUGAAAGUCUUGGUGGCCGAUGAGAACACCAAUUUUACGUCGCUGCAACUAUCCUGGGCGUCGAAGACUAACUGCGAGCAGCGUGCGGGCCGUGCGGGCCGCGUCAGGGACGGCCGCGUCUAUAGGCUGGUUCAUGAGAAGUUUUAUGACAACCUCCCCCAAGAAUGCAAGCCAGAGAUCAUCCGUUGUCCUCUAGAGCGUCUGGUCCUUCUGUCCAAAAUGCUGGACAUGGGUACUCCGAGCGAUAUCCUCGCACUGGCUAUGGACCCCCCUGACAUGUCCAACAUACAUCGGACCAUAUUGGUGCUUAAGGAGGUCGGUGCUUUAAAGAAGACGAUGGACGGGGAGUGGUGUGUCUCGGACGGUGAUAUAACACACUUGGGACGAAUAAUGGCCAAGUUGCCCCUGGACGUGAGAGUGUCGAAGCUGAUCCUACUCGGCUAUAUAUACGGAUGUCUCGAAGAGGCUGUUGUUAUGGCUGCCGGUUUGUCCGUGAAGAAUGUAUUCAGCAGUCCGUUCCGUGAGCGCCUCAACGCCUACAACUCUAAACUGACGUGGGCCGACGGUUCAACGAGCGAUUGCAUUGCCCUACUUAACGUUUACAAGGUGUGGAAUCAUCUGCGCCAACAGAAGUAUUUCAAGCAGCAAGGCACCAACGAAGUGCAAUGGGCGCGUCGGUUCUACGUUCAAGUGAGGGCCUUGAGAGAGUUGGACGAUAUGGUGAAGGAAAUACGGGCGAGGCUCUCGAGGGAGGGCAUCCAGCAGGGGACAGCCCCGUGGAACAAACAGGAGCUACCGCUGGUACUGAAGGUUGUGCUAGCGGGUGCAUUCUACCCGCAGUACUUCACCCAAGCCAGCACGGACGAGUCCCGUGAGCGCGACGCGGUGAAGGUCGUGGGUGGGCUGGACCCGCGCGGAUCGGUGUACCUCCGCGGUCUGCCGGACGCUCAGCCGGCCGAGAUAUACCAGGCCGCGGUCCGAGCCGCCGUCCACAGGCUGCUGGGAGACGAGCCCAGGGUCACCGUUGACAGAAACAGCAGAAAAAUUUACCUCACAUUCCAAGACAAUGAAAGCUCCAAAACUGGCAAUAAAGGAGGUGAUCCUACAAUUCCCGGUCAAGUUUUGCUGCCUGUAUAUAAAGCUGUCAAAGCUAGACAACUUAAAAUGGAUAUAAGGAUACCUUUGUUACCACUGGAAAAAGCAAUAGCUCUAUCAGAAGCAAUGAAGUCUAAAUUAGUUAAUAUGGAUUUAAACAACAUGGUGCCCAGUCUGCCGGACAUAGACGAUACACAUUUCGCUCUGAAAAUCUCUCAGUUUAUCAACGUAGGCAAGUUCUGGGUUCAACACGAUGACGAGUCUACCAGGAAUGAGCUUCGGGAGAUCCAGAGGUCAUUGAACUCUAGACCUCUUCUGGCUGUCACUGGGGAUGUGGCAGUGGACGAUCUGGUGACAGCACCGUACGCUGAUGGUACCACCACAUUGAUGUACCGCGCACGGAUUACUAGGAUACUGCCGAGAGAUAUGUUAGAGGUGCUGUACAUCGACUACGGCAGCGCAGGUCGCGUAUCGCGCAGCAGUAUACGCGUCCUGCCGCAGGUGUGCUGCAGGCCGCUGGCCUUGUGCUGCAGGCUGGCUGGGCUGGCUCCCGCACCACUGCUCGACUCUCAUACACACUGGUCACAACCAGCACAGAAGAUGUUCACCGAGCUGGUGGGGAGAGGGCGGCUCAUUGCGAAGGUGUAUUCAGUGGCCCAUGGCGUAGUGUCCAUAGAAUUGUUGUCGGAAGGCGGUAAGAUUAAUAUCAACAAGGAACUCCUGGACAAGGGCUAUGCUGUGCCCUGUGAAGAAAGCUAUGAUUCUAAGCUGAAUCACGACCUUAGGGAGAUGGCCACAGAUUUGAAUUUGGCGCAGAAGCGUGCGUACAACAAGGAACAAACCGAACUAGCUUUUACCCAACUACGGGAGGUGGAAGCGCCCAUCUAUAGGGAAUAUACAUCAGAUGUCUGUUUGAAAGGACCGUACAGUCCACUGGAGAUGUCUCUCCACAACUUGAUGUACGCGAGCCGGAAUAAGCAGGUGUUGGUGGAGUGGAGCUCAGUGAAUUCCGUGCUCCUAGACACGGAGCCCCAGGAGGUGUACCAGAGGUUGCUGGUGUCAGCGGAGGUUGGUCAGAGUGCGUCAAGUAGUACGCUAUCACUAAGAAAUACGACGUUGAUGCCAAAUAUAAGAGGACUGCCCGCUAUCAUAGCCUUACUGUUCUGUCCGGAAGCGGAACUCCGUCGCGACAGCACGGCGACCCGCUACGUCAGCGUGCUGUGCGGGCUCGGCUCCGACGAGGUUGGGAGGCCGCGUUUCCCCGAACACGACCUACUGGUGGAUGUGGACGCCGACCUCUCCGUCGAGGACAUAGGACUGGUAAACCAUAUCCGCCACCUGAUGGACUACAUGCUGUACUGCAGCGAGGGUCAGGACUCGCCGGCCAUGGACGACGAGCUAAGGGUCAACGUGCCCAAGUAUAUACGAGAAGAUCUCAUGCAGUUGCUACUGAAACGUCGGAAACACCGUGAGACUGAAAGCGUUGUUAACGCCUGGGAAUGGAAGUCUAUACCGGAGGAUGAGCUGUUGGAGAUCACUAUACCGGAUAUGGUUGAGAGAGCUGUCGUGUACUCAUUGCACUCGCCAUUAGAACUACGCCCAAAGGACAGAGACACUCUGCUGGCGUUGAAGAGGGACAACGAUGACCUCAAAAUGAGAGUCAGCAGGUCGCUGGUGUCUAACGACACCGUCCUAGCGUGCAAGCUGUGUGGAUCAACACCAAUGCCGGUGCACUCGAUGAGAAUUCAUCUCAGUUCAAAUUCUCAUCGCGAUAAAGAGGAAGACUUCAAAGCUGUGUUAUCAUAGACUGUAAAACAGAAAUUGUUAUAUAAUUUUGACAUAAAUAAAUAAAUAAAUAUAUA
Danaus plexippus (monarch butterfly) is the source of this 4488-nucleotide messenger RNA. It is a transcript of the gene spn-E, whose product is annotated as probable ATP-dependent RNA helicase spindle-E. Gene Ontology annotation, molecular function: RNA binding; ATP binding. NCBI's taxonomy places the organism in Eukaryota, Metazoa, Arthropoda, Insecta, Lepidoptera, Nymphalidae. The transcript has 26 exons. Gene Ontology annotation, cellular component: intracellular anatomical structure. The record is from RefSeq and is a predicted model, not a curated record. Bases 122 to 4432 code for a protein of 1436 amino acids.